UGCAACUGGGUGCUGACUAUAAAUAACUGCAAUCGGAGCCACCUUCCGAUGCAACACCGAAGCAGUCUACUGUUGCCCACAGAUCUCUCUUCUCCAGGAGCCGGCUCUCGAGGAAUCAUUCGUCCAGUUUCUUCUCCAUGUUCCUUGCAAACCCUCCUGAGGGUUGAGGCUCCGACCCAAGACGUGCAUCGUCGUGCUGCAGCUGCAUGCCAUUCGAAGGUUGGCUGGUCCGUCUGGGUGGUGGGCCGCGAGUGGGUGUCUCCCGAGCUGGGCUGGGCUUCCUGCGGCUUUGUGGUCGCGGAUGAUUCAUAACAUCACAAUCGUAGGGGCAUAAAAAGGAGGAGGUCUUGACGGGCAAGAUAGAGUAUGGAAGUACAGGCUUCGGCGCAAUUCAAAGCUUGUUGCGCGGAGAUUUGCCAGAUCCUUCGACAGUGGCGAAGAUAGAGCUGUAUGCUGCAUAAUUCAAAGACGGGAACGGAUCGGAAGGAUCUGUUCCAGCGUUCGAUUGUCUGGGCUUUCAUGUCUUCUACUUUGGAUCAGGUGCGGGGUGAAUGAGAAACUACAGUCCGCACAUCUUGUAGCAAGGAGAUCUACUGAGGAUUCAUCUGCGGAAAUUCUGAGAUCACAGGCUGAUUCCCAAUGGCCAUGGAGAUGAGGACGCCGGUUGCGUUUUUCUUCAUGAUGCUUUUGUUGGUGCCAAUGUGCACUGCCUUGCGAUUUCCAGCCUCUUUCGGCAAAUUUGGACGAGUACCAGCGGUAGUGAGGGGAGAUAAUGAGCUGACUGCAGUGCUGAACUUACAGUACCACGCGCAGGAGCAACACCUCAGACCUCUGAGAGAGUCAGGAGCGGCAGACGGGUCCGAUCACGAUGAAUGCCAAGAGCUGAAUGGCUUCCAACUCACGCACUGCCAGAGAUUACGAUUCGAACGGCUUUUGGCCGAGGAUUACCAAGACGCACACGCGAAUGUGAACGUCGUGUACGCUCCUCUACCGGCCUGAACACCGCGUACUACUUGCAAUCUGGCGAUACCCUCUCGAAGAAUCUCAGUUGAGUUCCAGUCGGUCCAUCACUUUACUUGAUCAGGUUCCUCGAGCAGAAAGCACUGCGGUUUUAGACACUUAUGUACAUAUUAUCUGGCCGAAUGAGAAUAGUACAUGCACAAUUUUGUGAUCUUACCUGCUGCUUUGAUGCACGACGUCGCAGUCUACGUUUCCGACAGUUUACUGCUUCUUAGUGAAGCUUGUUUAGUUACUCCUCCCAUGUAACCGGACCCGACCUUUUACGAGCUUCAGUGAGCAGGUCGUCAACAUUUGAUGGACUCUGGAGCUUGAUCAGGAUCAGUGAUUGGAUCUUAAUUUCCCUGCUUAUUCUAUUGCCCUCGUCAAAACUGAACGACAAUGGGCCAAGAAUAAGCCCGGAGAUAGAUAUCCUGAUGUUAGGUUUUGUACAUUUAAAUCAAAGGUCUUUCACACCCAAACUAAAACGAAUUCAAAAAACGAUUGAAGAACUCCCUUAACAAAAUCCCCGGGAGAAGUUUUAGAUCUAGAUCUGUUUAAUACGAAUAGAAUCUAUGGAUCGAGCAGAAGACUCGAACCGAAAAAAUAUUUGUACGCCCUUUAUCCGGGUCUUUUGAUCAGUCACGUCUCGAGGCGAAGAUCAAGCUUUCAUCGAAGGCAAUACUUGAUUCUUCUGAGUAAAGCUAGAGAUUGAGUUGCAGCCUUCCGGUUUUA
Marchantia polymorpha subsp. ruderalis is the source of this 1731-nucleotide messenger RNA. The record is from the annotation of a GenBank genome assembly. Lineage: Eukaryota; Viridiplantae; Streptophyta; Marchantiopsida; Marchantiales; Marchantiaceae.